CACGUACCGGACAGUGGAUACUCUAUGGGCUACUGUGCAUAGGCCAACGCGCUCUGCUUCAGCCUUCGUAUGAAACUAACUUUCUCCAGCAACAUAAAUGCACCAAUAAAGAAAGGUGUGUCCUGUGAGGACCAGUUAGAGGUAUGGUGGGCGUGGUUGGCCCCGUAACCAUGGCGACGUCUCUGUGGGAGGUUGUGUCCCUUCCUCCCGUUGGUCUACUGCUGCUCCUCUGCCUGCCACUCUGUCUAUGCCAGCAGCCAUUGGUCAACUUUGAGAGCCCGUUCCCACCCCUACCGGAGUGUACCAGGAAAGUUCAUCCCAUCGUCCCAUACAAAGCAUUGAGUCCCUGGAUGUCAGGAUUCUCUCGUCCCGGAGUGAAGGACUUUUCCCAGCUGACCCUUGACCUGACCAGAAACCAGCUGAUUGUGGGAGCUAGAAAUCACCUCUUCAGACUGAGUCUCAGUAAUGCUUCUCUCUUACAGGUAAGCAUAUACAACUAA
This is a messenger RNA of Oncorhynchus kisutch (coho salmon), 500 nucleotides long. Its product is annotated as semaphorin-5B-like. The record is from RefSeq and is a predicted model, not a curated record. Gene Ontology annotation, molecular function: protein binding. Lineage: Eukaryota; Metazoa; Chordata; Actinopteri; Salmoniformes; Salmonidae. The transcript has 5 exons. Bases 144 to 500 code for a protein of 118 amino acids.